AUGCCCAUUGUUGGAGAACAUGCAUUCUCGCGGGCCAAGAAUUACGCCUACCCCGAGGCCUUGAUCGACUGCAUCAACCAGGGAGACAAUGUGACCUACAACAUCGACGCCAAUGACUUCGACUGCAGCUACUUUGGCUUCUGCAGUUGUCCGCGGAUGACGGCUGAGCCAGACAUCGCCGGCCGGGGGGUCAUCUUCGCUUUCGUUUUCACAGCCUUCGUGACCCUCUUAACAACAAUAUUCUGCCUCGUAAUCGGCCGCACGAACGAGGAGCGCCAGACAAUGAACCCGCUCGACCGCUUCUUCCGAAAACACGUCUCUGCCCCCGCGCGCAACCUCAUGCACCGGCUGCACAUGAACCCAGACCUGCAGGCCCUCGUCGCCUACGACCUCGUCAACACGCUGAGCGACCUGCAGCUCGUCACCGGCAUGGCCAUCCUCGUGGCCGGGAUGAAGCAGCUCUUCGAGGGGACGAUAUCCACGUACCACUUCAUGAUCGUCACCGACCUCGCGUGGUUCUGCUCGAACACGCACCUCUUCUCGCUGCUCGUCAUCACGAGCAUGCGCGACAGCGUCAAGCGCACGCAUCCGGAGCGCUACAACGAGCAGAACAUGGUCCUGCCGCGGCGGAUGGCGAGGGCGUUGAGAAUCUUCUUCAUGGCCACCACGGUUGUGCUGCUGCUCUACGCUCUGUACGUUGGUGGUUACGCCGAAAUAUACGAGCCCGGCCAGUUCCGCUGUCCCAUGAAGUGCUCGCUGGGGCUACCCAAGGGCGGCGACCCGGCGAACCUCAUGAUCGUCAACAUGGUGAUGAUGGGAUACUUCUACGGCGUCAGGAUCUUCAUGAGCUCGCGCACGGGGCGUAUCUUCUGGAUGGACCACGUGCGGAGCCGGCUCAUCGACAACCAGACCCAGCAGUUCAACAUACUGCAGCCCGAGGCGGUCUUCGUCGCGCGGUGGACGGAGAACACGGCGUGGCGGUGGUGCAAGGCGGCGUUCCGCGGGGUGUGGUACUUCUUCGCGUCCGAGGUCGAGACGAUCGUCGGGCUGAUGGCGUACUUCAGCUUCGGGAUCCAGGCCGUGGUCGACGACCGGCGCAUCGGGCACUCGGAGAUGGAGCAGGACGAGAAGGACGAGGAGAACAGCCUGAUGUUCAGCCAGCUGGUGCCCAUCUUCCUGCUGAUCAUCCCCUUCAUGGGGCUGUUUGAGUCGUACGCGCGACACUCGGUGGCAGACAGAGAACGGCGGUCGAAAGAGCUGGACGAGCUUGGUGCGUCGGACGGACUUUGA
Molecule: messenger RNA, 1290 nt
Organism: Colletotrichum chrysophilum
Lineage: Eukaryota; Fungi; Ascomycota; Sordariomycetes; Glomerellales; Glomerellaceae
Exons: 2
Coding region: 1-1290 (429 amino acids)
Source: RefSeq, a predicted model, not a curated record